Messenger RNA from Leptopilina boulardi, 960 nucleotides. It is a transcript of the gene Hsc20, whose product is annotated as iron-sulfur cluster co-chaperone protein HscB. Gene Ontology annotation, biological process: [2Fe-2S] cluster assembly; protein complex oligomerization. The transcript is spliced from 4 exons. Gene Ontology annotation, cellular component: mitochondrion. Bases 189 to 956 code for a protein of 255 amino acids. Gene Ontology annotation, molecular function: protein-folding chaperone binding; ATPase activator activity. NCBI's taxonomy places the organism in Eukaryota, Metazoa, Arthropoda, Insecta, Hymenoptera, Figitidae. The record is from RefSeq and is a predicted model, not a curated record.
UUUGGAAGAAAACAUUUUUUUCAUAUUUUAAAAUUAAUUAUGAAUUUUAGGAAAUUUAUUGUUUUGUUUUUUAAACUUAAGCGGUAAAAAUUGGAAGUUUUGAUAAUUUUUUUCUUUAUACAGUUGGUAAUACUGAUAAACAGUGAUAAAAAAAAAUUGCAAAAGGUUAUAUAUUUAUUAAUAAAGAAAUGUCAAAAAUGAAUUCAAAAAUAGUUGGAGCAACUUUAAAUCUCAUGAAAUGUCGAGCACAAUUUACAAAAACACAAGACUGUUGUCGUAUUUAUCAUUCUUGUCACGCGAUAAAAAAUUUAACAGCUGCUUCGAAUAAAACAAAACAAUUGGGUUAUUGUAGCGAGAGUUUAUCAAAGUGUUGGAAUUGCAAAUUUACAUUUAAAUCAGAGUUAUUUUGUUCAAAAUGUAAAUCCCUACAGGAAAUGCCGGAGGAUUUAACAUUUUUUGAUAUUAUUGGAGUAAAAAAAGAUUUUAAUAUAGAUAAAAAUGAAUUGCAGAAAAAAUAUAGACAAAUGCAAAAUAGACUUCAUCCUGAUAAAUUUAGCAACAGUUCUGAGGAAGAAAAGCAAAUAUCCGAGAGACUAUCAUCGUUGAUAAAUAAGGCUUAUUACACAUUAUCACAUCCAUUACAAAGGGGAAUAUAUCUAUUAAAUUUAAAUAAUAUAACACUUCCGGAAGGUACAACAAAUAUGAAUCCAGAAUUUUUAAUGGAUAUCUUAGAGAAAAAUGAAGAAAUUGAAAGAGCAUCUAAAGACGAAUCAACAGCUAUUAAAUUAAUUGAGGAAAAUAGAAAAACUUUAGCUGAUUUAACGAAAAAUAUUGCUGAGGCUUUUAAAAAACAGGACGUUGAGACAGCAAAACAAUUGUUAAUAAAAAUGAGAUACUACACAAGCAUUGAAAAUAGAUUGAAAAAAAUUAAGCAAGAUAUAGGAAUUGUAGAAUAAAAAG